Messenger RNA from Rhea pennata, 817 nucleotides. It is a transcript of the gene LRRC20, whose product is annotated as leucine rich repeat containing 20. The record is from RefSeq and is a predicted model, not a curated record. Bases 159 to 761 code for a protein of 200 amino acids. The transcript has 5 exons. Lineage: Eukaryota; Metazoa; Chordata; Aves; Rheiformes; Rheidae. Gene Ontology annotation, molecular function: protein binding.
CCCCGCGGGCGGCAGCUGCCGCCGUCCUUCCGCGCGGGCCCGGCCCGGAGGCGGCCGCGCUGCGCCCGUGCCCCUCGCCCGGGACGCCGGGGGAUGUCACCGGAUCCCUCGCCGUCUCCUGCUGCAGAUCCUCCCGCAGAAGCGCUUCCCUGGAGGCGAUGCAGAAAAAGAUGGGAGAAGCCGUCGCCCGAGUGGCUCGGAAGGUGAACGACACGGUGGAGAAUAAAAGCGACUCCCUGGAUCUGGCCGAGUGCAAGCUGAUGACCUUCCCCGUGGGCAUUUACAAAGCCGUGCGGAGCGUCGCCGACGGGAUCCACCGCAUCACGCUGGCCAACAACGAGCUCAAGGCGCUCACCAGCAGGUUCAUGACCACCUUCAGCCAGCUGCGAGAGCUGGACCUGGAAGGGAACCUCCUGCACCGGCUGCCAGAGGAGGUGAGAUCCCUGCCGCACCUGCGCGCCAUCAACCUCUCCCGCAACCGCUUCCGGCGCUUCCCCGAGCCGCUGGCCGCCGUCAGCACCCUCGAGACCAUCGAGCUGGAGGAGAACGAGAUCGCAGGGAGGACACGGAGUAAGGGAGCGAUUGCAACCCGCGGCGCUCUUUGCCUUGCAGACGUGCCCGUGGAGCUGCUGGCCGCCAUGCGCUCCCUGCGGCGCCUCAACCUGCGCGCCAACCCGCUGGGCGCCGAGCUGCGCGCCCUCGCCGGGCCCCUCGUCCCCUUCGAGCUGCUCGUGUCCCCCGAGGGGCCGCCGCGAGCCUGAGCCCCCCCCUUCCCCGUCCCCGAGGAUCCCCGAUUAAACGCUCUUGCGCCAACGUG